UUUCUCUAGCUGCGGAAAAUAAAAACUAUGAAGAUCUUUAAUUCUUUCUGUUCUCUGUUAUUUCUGUUCUCUGUUCUUUCUUCUUUGCAGAGUCCAAUUCAUGCUGCCAAAAAGUCUUAUGUUGUCUACUUGGGGCGGAGUUCGGAUCGUGUAUCGGAACUUUCUUCGACAUUGGAUAAAAAUGGAACUCCUCACUCUUAUUAUGAAUUGUUGGGCUCUUGCAUGAAAAGCAAGGAGAAGGCAAAGGAAGCAAUAUUCUAUUCUUACACAAAUUAUAUCAAUGGCUUUGCUGCAACACUAGAAGAUGACGAAGUUGAUGAAAUCUCAAAGCGCCCAGAAGUUGUAUCAGUAUUUCCUAAUGAAGUUAAUGAGCUGCAUACUACAAGGUCAUGGGAGUUUCUUGGACUAGAAAGAAACAGCCAAAUCCCACCUGAAUCUCCAUGGCAUAAGGCCAGAUUCGGUGAAGAUGUCAUUAUUGCAAAUCUCGACACCGGAGUGUGGCCGGAGUCCGAAAGCUUCAAUGACGAAGGCAUGGGGCCGAUCCCAUCGAAGUGGAAAGGAGGGUGUGAUACAAAUGAUGGAGUUAAAUGCAACAGAAAAUUGAUUGGUGCAAGGUACUUCAACAAGGGCUUUGAAGCUGGUACAGGCAUUCGCCUUAAUUCAACCUUCAACACAGCUCGGGACAUAGAUGGUCACGGCACUCACACCCUAGCAACAGCCGGGGGAGGCUUUGUGUCGGGUGCAAACCUAUUCGGCUCAGCCAACGGAACUGCAAAAGGAGGUUCACCUCAUGCUCGCGUUGCCUCAUAUAAAGUCUGCUGGCCAGGUUGCUAUGAUGCUGAUAUCUUGGCUGCUUUUGAUGCUGCUAUUCAUGACGGUGUUGAUAUUUUGUCGAUUUCACUUGGAAGUCGUCCUCGAGAUUAUUUCAAUCAUGGCAUUUCGGUUGGAUCAUUUCAUGCUGUUAAAAAUGGGAUUCUUGUUGUUUGCUCUGCUGGAAACUCUGGCCCUUUUAUUACUGCUUCAAAUGUAGCACCUUGGAUUCUUACUGUUGCGGCUAGUACAAUUGAUCGUGCUUUUCCUUCGGAUGUCACUCUUGGAAACAAUAAAACAUUUAAGGGUUUCAGUUUCAAUACCAAUAGCUUGCCUGCUAAGAAAUUUUAUCCCUUGGUUUACUCUGCGGAUGCUAAGGCCGUCAACGUCUCUGCAAGCCGUGCACGAUACUGUAUCUCUGGAUCACUUGAACCAACCAAGGUAAAAGGAAAAAUUGUGUACUGUGAAGAAGGUCUAGUCCCUAGUGUUGAGAAAAGCUUGGAGGUAGCGAAUGCUGGUGGCGCCGCGAUGAUCCUAGCCAAUCAGUUCUCUUCUGAGACAAUCAUUCCUGAUCCACACUUUCUUCCCACUUCAGUAGUCUCUGCAAAUGAUGGUUUUUCCAUUUUAGCUUAUCUCUAUAACACAAAGUCAGCAAUAGCUUAUAUAAGUGGUGGCACAGAAGUUGGAGAAGUGGCUGCACCUCUCAUGGCUUCAUUUUCAUCUCCGGGGCCAAAUGCCAUCACACCAGAGAUUCUCAAGCCGGAUAUAACCGCACCUGGAGUCGACAUUUUGGCUGCUUGGACCGGAGCUUUAGGACCGUCUUCUCAACCCAUAGACAAAAGAAAAGUUGAGUUCAAUAUUAUUUCAGGAACUUCAAUGUCAUGUCCCCAUGUUUCUGGAGUUGCGGGUCUUCUCAAGACUCUGCAUCCUGAUUGGAGUCCUGCUGCUAUUAGAUCUGCCAUCAUGACCACAGCAAAAACAAGAAGUAAUAUCAGACAACCAAUGUACACUGAUUCAUUUGAGAUGGCAAGCCCCUUAAACUAUGGUUCAGGACAUAUCUGGCCAAGCCGAGCAAUGGAUCCCGGUUUGGUUUAUGAUUUAAACUACAAAGAUUACUUGAAUUUUCUAUGCUCCAUUGGCUAUAACAAAACUCAAAUCUCUGCAUUUGUUGACAAGUCAUUCAACUGCCCAUCAGCCAACACUAGUUUAUUGAACUUCAACUAUCCAUCAAUAACCGUUCCGAAUCUGUCCGGUACUGUCACAUUGACCCGAACCCUAAAGAAUGUAGGAACUCCGGGCGUAUACACUGUCCGAAUCGAUGCCCCGAAUGGAAUAUCGGUCGAGGUUGAACCGGUGAGUUUGAAGUUUGAUAACGUGAAGGAAGAGAAAAGUUUUAAUGUGACACUUAAAGCAAAAGAAAUUAGAAGUGGCUUUUAUGAGUUUGGUGGGCUGGUUUGGUCAGAUGGCAAGCAUAAUGUAAGGAGUCCUAUAGUAGUGAAGCAACGUUCUAGUAGGAGUUAAGUUAUAUUAUUUAAUUUAAGGCUAAACCCAUGUAGAGGCCCUUGUACUAUAUCAUUUUUGUUCAAAAAGCCCUUGUACUAUUCUUUUAUUCUUCAGGUCCCUGUACUUGACAAAAUUUCGAUUUUCAGGUCCUUUUAAAGGACUCGAGGAACAAAAAAAUUGUAAGUAGAGGGACUGGAAAAAACUAAAAAAGGAUCUGAAAAUCAAAAAUUAUGUAAGUAGAGGGACUUGAAGAACAAAAAAAUAGUACAGGGGCUUUUUGAACAAAAAUAAUAUAGUACAAGGGCCUCUAGAUAGGUUUAGCCUUAAUUUAAUUUGGGCCAAAUGACAAAAAAAAAUCAAACCUUUCAUAAAAGUUUUACAAAAGUCCAAACUUUUCAAUUUUAUCCAAUUUGUCCUUAAACGCAUGAGUUUGCUUCAAUUAUGUCCAAUUGCACAUUUUCGCUUAUAUGGCGCUGAUGUGUGGCAUAUGCCACAUCAGCGCCACGUAGAUGUCAUAUGAGUAAAUUACAUAGUUUGAUAUUAUUGAAACGAAACUAUUUGUUUCAUAAUAAAUUUGAUAAAAUUGAAACGUUUGUACUUUUAUGAAACUUUCAUGAAACGUAUUGUGUUUUUUGAUUAUUUGUCCAUUUAAUUUAUAUCACAUUUCUUGA
This is a messenger RNA of Mercurialis annua (annual mercury), 2984 nucleotides long. RefSeq names its product subtilisin-like protease SBT5.3. The transcript has 10 exons. NCBI's taxonomy places the organism in Eukaryota, Viridiplantae, Streptophyta, Magnoliopsida, Malpighiales, Euphorbiaceae. The record is from RefSeq and is a predicted model, not a curated record. The coding region runs from base 28 to 2331 and encodes 767 amino acids. Gene Ontology annotation, biological process: proteolysis. Gene Ontology annotation, molecular function: serine-type endopeptidase activity.